Messenger RNA from Harpegnathos saltator (Jerdon's jumping ant), 1674 nucleotides. RefSeq names its product transmembrane protein 33-containing Krueppel homolog 2 (gene Kr-h2). Gene Ontology annotation, biological process: membrane organization; endoplasmic reticulum tubular network organization. The record is from RefSeq and is a predicted model, not a curated record. The coding region runs from base 240 to 1007 and encodes 255 amino acids. The transcript is spliced from 6 exons. Gene Ontology annotation, cellular component: membrane; endoplasmic reticulum. NCBI's taxonomy places the organism in Eukaryota, Metazoa, Arthropoda, Insecta, Hymenoptera, Formicidae.
AUGUAUUACGAGUUUCUGAUCAUUCAGCUUGUAGCUUAUUACACGUAGAUGUACCGAAUAGGUGGAUCUGUGCGAUUGUUUAUUGCUGUUAUUGACGUAUAAAGUUACUGCGUUGAAAUAUCUUUGCGUUGAACUUUCGUGCGAGAAAGGAGUGGCACGUAAGUGAUUUAACGUCUGAUCAUCGCAGAAAUUCGUCUCAUCAAGUGUAUGGAUAUACUCAGUGUUUCGUGUGUCAUUGAAUGACAAUCUUCAGGAUGGCAGAUAAUAACGGGGACUCGUCGCCACAAGUAGAAAGAGGAUGGUCAGCAUUGAAGGAGCAUAUUUCAGAGAAUAAGAUUAAUUUUGGACUAUGGCUUACAAGAUGUUUCACUAUUAUAUUCACCAUUGGUUAUAUUAUUCCUAUAUUUGGCAAUCCUUUUAACAUAUACUACAAAAUACUGAUGAAUAAUGCAGCGACAAGUGCAUUGCGACUUCACCAAAGAGUACCUCGUGUGCAGCUUACUAGGCAAUUUUUAGAAAUGUUAUUGUUGGAGGAUUCGUGCCACUACUUGUUCUAUUCGCUGAUAUUUUUAUAUACAGCGCCGGUCACAUUGGUGCUCACACCAGUUUUUUUGUUCGCUUUGCUGCAUAUGGCCAGUUAUUCUCUUGCAUUGCUAGAUUGUCUAGGACAAAACAGUUGGUGGGGUGCUCGUCUUGUGAUAUCCUUGGUGGAAUUUCAAUCACGGAAAAUUCUUCGUCUGUGUGCUCUAUCAGAAAUUAUCAUUUUGCCGUUUACAGUUCUCCUAGUAUUCACAAGUCGUGCUGGUUUAUUAACACCUUUCAUCUACUAUCAGUUCUUGAAACUGCGUCUUUCAUCUCAAAGGAAUCCGUACACGCGAAAUGUAUUCUACGAACUCAGAAAUGGAUUGAGCUCUGUAUCGAAAAAGCCUGCGGUACCGGAUAUUGUACGAAGAAUGAUCGACGGUCUGCUCUCACUCACGCAACAAAUGGCGCCAGUCCGUCAAUAAUAAAUAGUUACUGAUACUGUUCUCAAAUUCUUUCUCAUAUUGUUCAAGACAGAUCUCCUAGAGUUCUAGGGUCCACUCUCAGCGGCACUUUCAUGAAUAGCUAGCGCAAAAUGAGUGCUGACAUAAAAAAAGUCCCCAUAAAUGUAUGUAUUAUGAAACGACUUGAGAGUUCAUGACAACAAUCAAAGCAUGAAGAGUUUCUUGUAUUAAUAAUAUAAUAAUAAUUAUGCUCUUUCAUUACUGAAUGUUGAGUAAAAAUGUAAGAGUGUACUUCAUAUUAAUUAUUAUCACAUAGAAUUCACCAUUUAAUCAGAGAUUUACACAAACGGUGGCUAGGUUUGGUUGAUGUAUUUUAUAUCUUUCAGAAUAAGAUUUAUGAACGAAAUAAUUAUGCACAUGUAUUAACUUCACGAUUAUAAACAUAAUACGUAAACGUAAUUUAAAUCAUGGAUUUGUAAUAAAUAGGUAAAUGGUAUGUGGUGGAAUUUGUAAUACAGAUCUUAUGCUGGUUCAUCUGACUGGUUAAAUUUUAUUUCGUCCGGCUUUACGGUAUUAAUAUGUGUAACAUUUAUUAUAUAUAAAUUGAAAGAACGAACUUUUGAAAUAUGAUCGCAUUAUUUCUGAAUAAUAAAACGUUAAAUUAAUCAUUUCUUUGAAACAAGCUCAA